Molecule: messenger RNA, 2346 nt
Organism: Amoebophrya sp. A120
Lineage: Eukaryota; Dinophyceae; Syndiniales; Amoebophryaceae
Source: the annotation of a GenBank genome assembly
AGGUCUCAUCAGAUAUUCCGGUCGGGCAUUUUUAUUCUGGUUGUGGUUGUCGAGUCGUAGUGAUGCAUUCAUUGCAAUCGCAAUGUGGACCUAUGUUUUCUAUUUUGUGGCUUCCAUCUUCGUACUUUUCUCUCUUUACGUUUUGCGGCUAGUGAUCAAGGGUUUUAGUCUUAUCGAAGAACACUUGCGCGACCCAAAGAAUUCAAGGUUUACAAGGCACCACGAGGGAAACCAUACGCCACGCAGUUGGGUGUGUCUGCAUGACCCGGAGUAUGGUCCCUCCAACGUAGAUGCACUAGAAAAGUAUUUUCCCACUCUGACCGACUGGGCAGAAAAGAGAGCGAGAAAGCACAGAAACGAUUAUCAUAAAAGGAAGAACAACUACUCCACAAUGCCGGACGCUCACGAGAAAAAUCGCCCCGGACAAGCGACGAUUCUCACCGAUGAAGAAGGGAUCGAGGAUCUCAUGCGUGGCGACUUUUCGAAGUAUCUGCCGAAGACGCAGGCACUGAUUGACCAAGUCCGGAAGGAACAUGGGGGGAAUGUACCGGGAACGGAAAUUACGAGGCAAGCCCAGCAAGCGCCGGAAAAAAGUUGCAGCAAUUCCUUUGCAAAAAACCUUUUUGCGGGGAUGGCAACAGCUAGCAAACUCACAAAAGAUACCUACGUGGAGAUUCACAAUCUGACGGGCAGGCCGGAGCUGAAUGGGCUGGUAGGCCAAAUUCGCGGGUACGUCAAGGAGAAGGAUCGAUACGCGGUGGAAAUCGAUCCCACCAGCAGUGCCAACGGUGCCGUGCUCAUGCAGCGCCGUGUGGCGCAGACGUACGCGAUCGGAGCCGCGCUUGACGCUGGCACGUUGAAAACCCCUGCGGAUGUCGCUCCGCUGGAUGCUCCACCAAUCUCUUUUUCUUCGACUUCCCGCUUUUCGCUGCAACGCAAGAACCUGGCUGAGAUUGACAUACCGUUGGAGAAAUGGACGAAAAAGGCUACGCGGAAGUGGAAAAAACAGGUGAUGAAAAAUUCGACCAGUAGAAAAAUGCAGGGCAAAACGUACGACAAGCGCUUCUACUCCAAUUAUCUCGACCCGGAUGAUGAUGAAAGUCAAAGUUCCGACCAAGAGGAUGAGACCAGUGAAAGUGGCGACGCUUCCGACGGUUCGCUGGCGGAGGCGAAAGUGCGGGACUACCCCGCAGCGCGCCGCAGAAACGGAUUUUACAACACGUGCGAGGGCGAGCCGGGCGUGCUAAAAACGAACCCUGCGUACAAGUACCCGAAGACCGGAACGCGGCCGGUGUUGGUGCUCGCCGGCUUCGGGCAGUGCGAUGACGUGGACGGGAGCAACUUCAUGGUGAACGUGAUUCUGAGCCAAUUCGAGGAAAAGUGGAAAGAGUGGGGGUGCCGGUUCCUGUCCUUCAAACAUGGGAAAAGCGGAAAAGCGGCGAGGAAAAUCGUCGACGCAAUCGAGUCUGGGGAGUACAAAAGCAUCGUCAUCGGCGAUUUGUCCAGCUAUUACGAUGAUGUGUUUGACAAGUUCAACGAGUGUCUGGGGCCUUCCCUGCGGACCUUCGUGCUGGAGUUUGGUGGCAGCGUCGCAUUUGUGUCGCACACGGGCGACUCCAUGUUGCGCGACGUUCUGCUGGAAAUUUACCCGGAAAUUGGGUGGAGAAAGAGCUGUUAUUACCGUGCGACGCACUGCGCGGUGCAGCGGAAUCGCGAGAAUGUCAAGCGACUGUUCCCCGGGGCGGAGGACGACAAGUUCUCGGUCAAGGGCAACAUGCUCGGCAACGUGCCGGACAACGAAAUCUACUUUGCGACGAGUCAGGACUUGAAAUUGUUUCGAGGUGAUGACUACGACGCGAGUAAGGAUAAGGAUGCGAAUCGGCAGCACGCUAUCGUGGCGGUCAAGCAAUUCCCGGUUGUCGCGGGAAACAAUAAGACCGCAUGCGGGGGUAAGGUCGCGUACUUUGGAGACAUCAACGGGGAAGCGGACCAGGGCGACCUAGUGGUCAGGUUUUUGGACACGCAAGCAAUUGCGACUGUCUGAGGUGGUGGAGAUGUGUGAGAAGGCGGACCAGAUAUGAUAUGAAACAGGGUCCCGCAUCAUGUCUAUGAUUACGGGGACGACGAUGUAGUUCGAAGAUGAAAAAGCCGUUGAAUCUGUUUCAAGUCCUAGGUCUUCACCACCAUAAAUAUGGCUCCUCAUCGCAUGUGCCUGCCCUCGUCUGUGCGUAGCGGCAAAGCAAUCUACUACGACUAUGUUCAUGUUUUCAUUGUUUUGCGUUUUCCGCAAAAACCUAAAGAAUUGCACUAGACACAGGCCUGCGCUCAUCUAUAAUCAGGAUCAGC